This is a messenger RNA of Lachancea meyersii CBS 8951, 2934 nucleotides long. The record is from the annotation of a GenBank genome assembly. NCBI's taxonomy places the organism in Eukaryota, Fungi, Ascomycota, Saccharomycetes, Saccharomycetales, Saccharomycetaceae.
AUGGCUGUGUGGGAUCACUUAGAGGUUACCAGCGCUCAUGUUGCAUAUGCGUGCGUGGGGGUGUUUUCAGCGAUUUUCAUGCUGGUGUCGCUUUUCGCGAAGGAAAAACUGUACAUCGGUGAAUCGACAGUAGCAGUGAUUUUCGGGCUGAUCGUAGGCCCCCACUGUCUAGAUUGGUUUAACCCUUUGAAAUGGGGGAACUCGGACUCGAUCACGCUGGAGAUCACGCGGAUCGUGCUGUGUUUGCAGAUCUUUGCGGUGGCCGUUGAGCUGCCCAAAAAAUACAUGCUCAAGCACUGGGUUUCGGUAUCGAUGCUGCUACUGCCGGUGAUGACGGCUGGGUGGCUCAUCAUUGCUCUAUUUGUGUGGAUCGUCAUCCCAAACUUGAACUUCCCAGAGGCGCUGCUGAUCGCAUCGUGUAUCACGGCUACAGAUCCAAUUCUAGCCCAAUCGGUGGUGUCCGGUAAGUUUGCACAGCGUGUCCCUGGCCAUUUGAGAAAUUUGCUAUCUGCAGAGAGUGGUUGUAACGACGGCAUGGCAUUUCCAUUCAUCUAUCUUUCGUUGAACUUGCUGGCACAUGCCGGUAACGGUGGUGAGAUUGUUAAAGAGUGGUUUUGCGUCACGAUCUUCUACGAGUGCUUGUUCGGAUGCAUUCUGGGAGCAGUGAUAGGCUACUCUGGAAGACGAGCCAUCAGGUUCGCCGAGGAGCGCAAAUUGAUCGAUCGAGAAUCGUUCUUAGCGUUCUACGUCUGCUUAGCGUUCAUUUGCGCGGGUUUUGGGUCUAUUCUCGGGGCAGACGAUCUUUUGGUGUCGUUUGCCGCCGGAACUGCGUUUGCGUGGGAUGGUUGGUUUUCCAACAAGACCAAAGAAAGUGAAAUUUCCACCAUUAUCGAUUUGUUGCUGAACUUGGCCUAUUUCGUGUAUUUCGGAGCCAUCAUUCCUUGGCAACAAUUCAACAAUUCCAAGCUUGGACUCGACGCCUGGAGGCUUGUUAUUUUGGGCAUAGUGGUCAUCGCAUUGCGCCGAAUUCCAGCCGUUUUGGCAGUGAAAGCCAUGAUCCCAGAUAUCAAAUCAUGGAGAGAAGCAAUGUUUGUGGGCCACUUCGGGCCGAUUGGUGUAGGCGCCAUCUUUGCGGCUAUCUUGGCUCGUUCGGAACUGGAAAGCUAUGCAACUGGUGAAGAAACCCCUUUGAAACACAUUCCAGAGGAGGGUACCAAAUAUUGGCGAUUGAUUGCCAUAAUUUGGCCCAUUACCUGUUUUUUCAUUAUAGUAUCCAUCAUAGUACAUGGAUCAUCUGUUGCCGUUAUAACCUUGGGUCGUCAUUUGAAUACUAUCACUUUGACUAAAUCCUUCACAGUGCAAACCACCAACGGCAAAGGGUCAUCUUGGAUGCAAAGACUACCUACGCUGGAUAAAUCUGGACGUUCGUUUUCUUUGCAGAGAAUUGACACCAAGGCUGCACCAGACACUCUCAGCCGUCAAGAGACUGCUGUUGAAACUAGCGGAGUUCCUACAAAGCCUUUUGGUGGCAUGAAGAGAAAGCGUAAGAAUUUGAAGAACAGAAUAAAGGGAUUGAAGACCAAGGGCGCGUCUUCUACAGGGGAUUCCGAAAGCCCUGCGUCGGCCGAUAAUGAAAGAGUACAACGUGAAAAAGAGGCCCAAGCUGCUGCUUUUGCAUUGAGCUCUCAACUACGUCCUCAUGACACCGACGGGUAUGAUGAUACAAAUAUCGAUGAAGGAGACGAUGCUGACGACACGCUAGAUUCCAUUGACAUUUUGAACCCAACUCAAGCUUCUGAGGCUAUUAGUCGACUGGAUGAAAUAUCUGGGUAUCAACCAGGUCCAGAAGCUGAAAAGGUCGAAGAGGACAUCACCCGAUUACAGCACUCGGUUCCACAAUCUGAGUUUGCAGAGGACAAUGUACAGCUUCCAGAAGGGAUCACAACAUCUUCAUCCAAUUUCGAUGAGGAGAAGUUGGAGAGGUCGUCUCAAACUGCCUCACUCGACAGCUAUGCAAGGGACAUUGAAAAGUUCAAAAGAGAAAUGGAGCAAAAAGCUGAAGAAGGAGAAGGGGCUGUUGCAUAUGCUGAAGGCAAUAAAGUUAUAGUUGAGAAUAGCCAGGGUGAGAUCAUUGAUCAGGCGGAGCUCAACCGGAAACCAAAGGAUGAAGAAGAGGGUGCUAGCUCGUUAUUAGAACGUAAUUUAAGUCAGCGGUCGUCCAAGAUGGAAGCCCUGAAACGGGCCAUGACACCUCCAAGGAUGAGAAGACAGACUCUGAUAGACGAAAAAUCCAACGCAAGAUACUUUGCAUACAAAAUCGACGACCAGUUGAUCAUCGAGAAUGACGACGGCGACGUGUUGCGGAGAUAUAGGAUCAACCCUCAUGAAGCAGACGGUCAACGGAGCAGAAGCAAUAGCAACAAGUCCAAGGGCCCUGGCAUAAUGGCCAAAGCUCUCUCAGCUGUAGGUCUUUCUAAGAGUGCCUCUUCUCAAACUACAUCUCACGCAACGACAGAUCACACUUUACAACCUGCAGCCAAAAUUAAAGGACGUCGUCUAAGGCCCGUGCCCACCUCCGGAGCAUUAGCAGAGCCGUCUGACGAAGAGGACGACGAAGAAGGUGCUGAAGACAGCGAGAUAGACGAAGACUUUGACAGUGAAGAAACCCAAGCUUCAGAUGAUGGUACAGAUUAUGGCGAAGAAAUCGACGACAACGACGAUGGCUCUGAGAUUGCGAUAGGACCCGACGCCGGGUCUUCUGCCAGUGACGAGGAGUUCAGUGACAACGAAUCUGAGACUUCUAUUGAGCGUGCUCGUAGACUCACUGCUCUAGGCCAUGUUUCUGCACCCAGACGUGACGAUGACGAAGAGGAGUCUAUCGAUGCACGCAAAGGAAAGGUGAAGUCUGCUUUGCAACGGACCUUACGCAAGUAA